CACUUUAUCGAUUAAACCAAUUGACUGAGUUUAUUAAACAGCUGUGACAAACCUAAUACGCCGAGUCUGUUAGCCAAAAAAAUUAUUCGUCCUACAAUGCCACGAACAAUGGUCUAGAUUCACGUGAUCCGAAAAAUUAAAAAUAGGUGAGAAGACAUACACGCACGCACAUGACACUGAAGUCACAGGUUUUUCCGGUUGGCCUACGGAUGCGGAUUCUGACGGUACGUUAUUGUUUUCCUAAAAAAAAAUGUUUUUCUAGGUUAAAGAAUUUGUAAAUGGAAUGGAUUUUUAGAUUGAAAUCCCUCUAAAAGUUUAAACCCUAAAACCGCACCUUCUCAAUGCCUGAUACCACGAUGAUUCGGCACGGAAAACGACACGUUAAAUUUGGUAUCGUACUUUGUAUUCUUGGAUAUGCAAUGUUUGCAUAUUUUACGUUUCAUAAGCGAUCGCCUUUAGGAGCAGAAGAUGCCAGAAAAAAGGACACGUUUCAGUUUAAUCAGGAUCAAGUUAAUGAAAAUAAUGAUAGGAACGAUAAUAUUCCUGGUGCUCUACACGUGGACGAUGAUAAAGUGUUUGUGAAUGAGUUUAAAAAUGAUAAAUAUAUUCAGGAGGAAAAACACGAGGAAGGUAAUCAGAACGAACAGCAAAACGAAGAUAAGAAAUUAGUUGAUGUUUUUAAGCCUCCACUGAAAGAAGAUUUGCAAAAAAAUGAAGUGGCCCCGACGAGUAACACUGUGAACGAGAUACAAAAAAUUGUAGAUGAUUUCAGACCUGAAGCACCAAAGCCGAACCCACUUGGAUUUAGAGAUCCUGCGUUGUUUAAAAGGAAGGAAAGCAACAUAAUCAACGCUCCCCCUCUGCCAAAGGCAAAGAAACCCAAUCUACAAAAAAAAAAUCCUUACCGCUUGAUAGGGAUGAACGAAGGAGAAAUGGGAGUGCCAGUUAUCCUGACGAGAGAGAGAGACAAACAAGCAAGGGACAAAAUGUUCCAUUUGCACGAGUUCAACCUGUAUGUCAGCGAUCGAAUUUCCGUAAAUCGCUCGUUGCCAGACAUCAGGGCCCAGGGAUGUGCCGAAAAGGAUUAUGGGAAGCAGUUGUUAAAUACAAGUGUAAUAAUCGUGUUUUACAACGAAGCGCGUACAACGUUGCUAAGGACAUUGCAUAGCGUAUUGAACCGAUCUCCACAUCAUCUUCUUGCCGAAGUUAUUCUCGUCGACGAUGGAAGUGAUCGAACACACCUUAAGACAGCUCUGGACGACUACCUUGCAACCCAUAAAGGAGAUGUCCCUGUGCGUCUUGUGCGCACUGGUCGACGUGAAGGCCUGAUCCGGGCAAGAAUGGUCGGUGUUGCGGUAGCCACUGGCACCGUGUUAACCUUCUUAGACGCACACUGCGAGUGUACUACAGGGUGGCUCGAACCCCUGCUUUCCCGUGUGACUGAAGACAACUCAUGUGUUCCAUGUCCAGUCAUCAACGUCAUCGACGAUGAAACGUUUGCAUUGGACAAGAACCCAAACGCUGUGCAUGUAGGCGGAUUUUCAUGGGAUCUCACGUUUGAUUGGCAUUUAGUUCCGCCUAGAGAGCUAAGCCGGACUCAUGGUGUUGAUAGCGAACCAGUAAGGUACCGUACAAAUGCUUACGUCAUACAGGUUGAUUUUGGAAACGUAGAAGAACGUAAGGAAUUACGUCAUGAACUUGGAUGCAAGUCGUUCCGGUGGUAUCUGGAAAACAUUUAUCCUGAAUCGGUGUAUCCUAUCGAUUAUCGAUUUAUUGGAAGAUUCUUUAAUAUGCAUACGAAGAAGUGUCUUGAUAGCGCAUCGCUAAAGGCGAAAAAUCCCGUUUUUGGACUGGGUUGCGCCAAGGUGUUCCCAAAACCUACACAGCUGUUUGUGCUGACGUCACAUGCAGAACUGAUACAGAAGGAUCUCUGUUUAGAUUACUCAUGGCAAGAUUCCAAGGUACUGAUGCUGAAAUGUCAUCACAAGGGCGGUAAUCAAGAGUGGGAAUAUCAACACGAGGCUAUGCAUCUUGUUCAUAAAUCCACUGGAAAAUGUCUCGCUUUACCGACCACUAAUGAUAAUCACGUGAUAAUGUUGCCAUGUGCAGACAAACCGAAUAUGAAGUGGGAAACCGAUGUAAAAUAUAAAGGGACAAUGUAGACAGCAAACUAACAAAACGGAAUAUAAAAACAAUGAUGCCUAAUGUAAAGGCUCUUUGUGUCUUCUCCAUCAUCAUCGAGCGCCAUCAUCAUCAUCUUCAUAAUAAUAAGAGCGCAUGUCGUUGGUAACUCUUUGCACUUUACAACAGGUCAAACUCCUCCUCAUUAUCAUCAUUCUCAUUAUUAUCAUCAUAUUUGUCAUCAUUACCAUCAACAUGUAAGCUUCAUACUGGAUGUUGAUCCCAUUUGAGCAUAUCAGAGGCAAGUCAAUACCAAAUCUGACCAAUCAGAACACAAACACGAAAGUUUAGGCGCACGUAGUGGAAAGGCAAUGGAUCUUUGCAGCAUCUAUGUUUUCCGAACGGAGUCUUCCAUACGGCGGUGCAAUAUCAGUAAUGUGAGAGCACUAUCUGAAAAUAAGAUCAGCUGAAGUGGGAAUGUUUCAUUGUGGUAAGAGCCCGGGUGCCGAUGUGAGGAGGCACCAAAAUGAGGCUGGGAUAAAAAUUAUUUUGAAAUGUUGAGAUGCUGGUGAAUUUGGGGUUCAGACAGACAAAUUAGGACAUUUACUUCGUUCUUUGUUGCAUGCACUUUAUUGACUGUUAAAUUGUACUAUAUACUACCAGAGAGUGACUGAUUUCUGCGUUACUCAAUUAUGUUGCCAACUUUACACAAAGCAAUACUGCUUGCAUGGGCACUCAUUAUAAAUAACAUUUUGUCUUUGCACUGCACUUUUAACAUGGGGAAUAUUGCUUGCAAGUUUCUGGAAUAGUGACCAGGUAAUGACCAGAAUAACAAUGGUAUUCUGUAGGAAUACGACACAGUCAUUAUACACAUUUUUGUCCAAAUCGAAACACUCGAUUUUCCAUACUAUAGGCCUAUAUCUACCUAUUAUAUUACAGAAUAUGUAGCUUUUUAUUUCUAUGGUGCAUAUUAGCUUUAGCAGGGAACAGUUUCACUGUUCCCUGGUUUUAUAAAAAAAAAAAAAA
Messenger RNA from Anneissia japonica, 3147 nucleotides. Its product is annotated as polypeptide N-acetylgalactosaminyltransferase 13-like. Lineage: Eukaryota; Metazoa; Echinodermata; Crinoidea; Comatulida; Comatulidae. The record is from RefSeq and is a predicted model, not a curated record. Gene Ontology annotation, cellular component: Golgi apparatus. The transcript is spliced from 9 exons. Bases 342 to 2162 code for a protein of 606 amino acids.